UCGGUGCUGAUGACUUGAAACCACUUCUACUUCCGCUCGGGUCAGUGUACGACGUGCUGUCUACGCUUGUGAACUGCACACAUCAACAAGGAGAUAAACCAUUUCUCUCCAUAGCAGUUGCUUCUAUAAAUACCUCCACUGCUCGCUACUACCUACCAGAAUGAAUGUGGGUGUGGCACACAGUGAGGUGAACCCAAAUACUCGGGUCAUGAACAGUCGAGGGAUCUGGCUGACCUAUGCGCUUGGCGUUGGAAUACUUCACAUUGUGCUCUUGAGCAUACCCUUCUUCAGCGUGCCAGUGGUGUGGACUCUAACUAAUGUCAUACACAAUUUUGGAAUGUAUGUCUUUAUGCAUGCAGUAAAAGGCACACCUUUUGAGACCCCCGACCAAGGAAAAGCCAGACUUCUUACACAUUGGGAACAGCUUGACUACGGCGUGCAGUUCACGUCAUCUAGAAAGUUCUUCACCAUCUCCCCAAUCAUUCUAUACUUCCUGGCAAGUUUCUACACAAAGUAUGACACAGCACACUUCGUCAUAAACACUGCCUCACUUUUGAGCGUCCUGAUCCCCAAGCUGCCACAACUACACGGAGUGAGACUUUUCGGCAUCAAUAAGUAUUAAGUUAUUGUAAAUGCUGUGCCUCAUAGCGACAGAAGUUAAUUCCUGUGUAGUCUGUACCACUGAUGUGUGUACUAAGUCGUACAGUUUGUGUAAACAUCACUGUCGUCGUUUAGAUAUAUCAGGUUUAAGAUGAAAUGUAAUUUAAAAAAAUUAAAAAAAAAAACAUGAAUAGGUUUGUAGAUGACAGGAUGCUAUAUGCAUUACUAACUUAUGUGAAUAUUAUUUAAUGAUGUAUUUUUGGCCUGCAUACACCUGGGCUGGCCCAGGCGAUCAGUGAGGCUUUUGGUUGAGUUAAUUUUUUUCUGUCUUUGCCCUCAAUUUACAUGGCAACACAAUGAGCGUAUGAGACUGUUUCUAGCCACAAAGAUGUCCCAAAUGUAUUUUUCAAAGAUGUUUACUUCCUAAGGGGAGGAAUCUGUGGCUCAUUGUUUAUUGGUACACUCUCAUUUUGUAAAGGGUGUCAAACUUAUUCAUGCUGAGUGAAGAAUGGAAUCAUACUUAUGUGCAUGAUUUCCUUGGUUUGUGAAUCAUUUCUCAUUUGUAACUCAAUCAAAACAGGACAGGCUUUUUUCGUUGUAGUUUUUUUUUUGUGUCAAUGUUAUGUCCUGUAUGUUAAAGAAAAAGUCUUGUAUGUAGAAAUGAGACAAUUAUUGUUGUCAGGUUAAGUGUUUACUGAGGGAGGUCUACAAGCGUCUCUGUGAUAAACUUACAUCUAUGUGGCUGCUCUUCAGAUUAUGAAUUUUUGCUAUCAUCAAGGCAGCUAGUCAUGCUUUGUUUGGCCAUAGCUCAUAGUGCUCUUGAUAUUUCUUGUUCUUAAUCUUAUUAAAAUGUUUGUGCCCUCCAA
Messenger RNA from Siniperca chuatsi (mandarin fish), 1466 nucleotides. It is a transcript of the gene ormdl1, whose product is annotated as ORMDL sphingolipid biosynthesis regulator 1. NCBI's taxonomy places the organism in Eukaryota, Metazoa, Chordata, Actinopteri, Centrarchiformes, Sinipercidae. The transcript has 4 exons. Gene Ontology annotation, cellular component: endoplasmic reticulum membrane. Gene Ontology annotation, biological process: ceramide metabolic process; intracellular sphingolipid homeostasis; negative regulation of ceramide biosynthetic process. The record is from RefSeq and is a predicted model, not a curated record. The coding region runs from base 161 to 622 and encodes 153 amino acids.